Clarias gariepinus (North African catfish) is the source of this 1039-nucleotide messenger RNA. RefSeq names its product receptor-transporting protein 3-like. Gene Ontology annotation, molecular function: olfactory receptor binding. Lineage: Eukaryota; Metazoa; Chordata; Actinopteri; Siluriformes; Clariidae. The coding region runs from base 18 to 503 and encodes 161 amino acids. Gene Ontology annotation, biological process: protein insertion into membrane; protein targeting to membrane. The record is from RefSeq and is a predicted model, not a curated record. The transcript has 2 exons.
GAGAGAGAGAGAGAGAGAUGGAGGACCAAAUGUGGAUGAGUGUGUUUAGAUCGAAUGCCGAAGGUUUGCAGGAUGAGUGGACGCUGCAUAUGGAUGAUUCCAUCCAGCCAAAACAUCCAGCAGGAGGGUUCUAUGAGUACAUGAGAGGAUCGUUUGCUCAGUUUCGUUGUUCUGGAUGUGGUCGUUCGUGGCCCUCUAAGCGAGUGAUGGUGGUGUUCCAUUUCUCACGUGAUGCGGCAAGUGGGUGUGGCACUGUAAAGAUGCGGCGCUGUAAGCAGGAGUGUCGCCGCUGUACUGCACCCCGCAAGGAGAAUCCGAGAUAUAGUCAAGAGAACAUUGACGUGAUCCUGGAGAAACUUGUAGAGAAGAUUAAAUUUAGGUGCUAUGGGGAGAAUGUGGGACAAUCAAAUCGAUCCUCACGCUUUAUUGGUAAAGUGAACGGACCACAUGAAAGUGCGCACUGUGAAGCCUGUCAGCUGGGGAUCUGCCAACAGGGAACAUGAACCACACAGCAGCCCCAGGUGGGCAUCAGUCCAGACACAGUGAAGGACUGACAUCACCUUCACCCAAUCUCCAAAUCUCCCCCAACAUCAGAUGGUUUAAUUUAAAAGUGGUGUGAUUUUUAUUUAAUUAAAUAUUUGCCUCAUAAAUAUUAAGUUAACGGAAAUGUGUUAAUUUUAAUUAGUGUUAUACAUGUAGCUGGUGGAUGGAAUAAAUAAAUAUAAAGAAAGUAUGUGUUUUACUUGAAUACAUAUAGUCACAAAUAUACUGAUUUGUUUAUUUAUUAAUUUUUUUGUGGACACUGCAGUGGAAGCAGUCAAGAUUUGAUUCAAGUGUUUUGAAGUUUUUAUUCAAGGGAAUUAGGAAGAAGCAUGCAUUAACUGUUUAGGAAUUAUAGCAAUUUUAUAGUCCUUCCAUUUUUACAGGCUCAUAAGUAAUUGGCCAAUUGUUUGAUAGGCAGUUGUUUGGGAAGUUAUAGCCAGUGUAUUUGUUAUUUAAUGACAAAUUAAGGACAAAUUAAUGAAAUGGUCUGGCUUGA